CAGUCUCUGUACUUCUCCAUACCUUCUCUGGGCUUAUAUACACCGCCAUUGUUCCUCUGCAACUUUAACCUCCUCCCCAGUCUCUCACCUACGCGAAUAAGGAGGAGGAGAAGAAGAGGAGGAGUUCUGGGUCCGACCCCACAGUCCCAACUCCUCUUCUCCUUCUGCCGUAGCCAAUCUCUCAUCACAGCCAGAGCUCCAAUGGCCAAAUUUCCAUUCUUGAUUUCAGCUUUGGCUGUGAUGUUCUCUCCGUUAUUGUUCAUCCGAGGGGUCGAACCGACAACCUUUACGAUCGUGAACAAGUGCGAUUACACGGUGUGGCCGGGGAUCCUGGCAAAUGCCGGCGAGCCGGCGCUUUCCACCACCGGCUUCUCCCUCCAGAAGGGCGAGUCCCGGGCCAUCUCCCCCCCGUCCGGCUGGGGCGGCCGCUUCUGGGGCCGGACUCGCUGCACGGCGGACUCCGGCUCCGGCAAGUUCUCCUGCCUCACCGGCGACUGCGGCUCCAACAAGCUCGAGUGCUCCGGCGGCGGCGCCACCCCUCCCGCCACCCUCGCCGAGUUCAAGCUCGACGGCGACGGGGGCCUCGACUUCUUCGACGUGAGCUUGGUGGACGGCUACAACCUGCCGAUGCUGGUGGUGCCUCAGGGCGGCUCCGGCGCCAACUGCACCAGCACCGGCUGCAUGGCCGACCUCAUCGGCACGUGCCCCUCGGAGCUGAGGGUGACGGAUGCGGGGGAGUCUGCGGGGAAGGGGGUGGCAUGCCAGAGCGCGUGCGGGGCGUUCCAGCAGCCGCAGUACUGCUGCAGCGGCGCGUACAGCUCACCGCAGACGUGCAAGCCGUCGCGGUACUCUGCGGCGUUCAAGAGCGCGUGCCCCGACGCGUACAGCUACGCCUACGACGACGGGACCAGCACCUUCACGUGCGCCAACGCGGAUUACGUCAUCACCUUCUGCCCGGCGCCGACCAAGAGCCAAAAGUCGGCAUCAUCCGAUCAACCUCCGGCUGAGAGCACUUCAAGCUCUUCGGCUCCGCCAGAGAUUGAUAGCGCGAUGGUGUAUGAGGGCGUAAUGGACAUUAGCGGUGCAUCACCGUCCACGCGAUCCGGCGUGUCGUCAUCCUAUGCAAUCUCCGUCCUGGUCGUCCUCAUCGCGGCGGUUCGGCAGCUGCGCUGAAUUAACGUUAACCCUCCACUUUAAAUUACCAAACUGACCCUCCGAUAGCGAACUUUGUCGUAUACGGAAAGCCCAUAUAAAGGUUCCAAAAUAUGCUUAUCUCAUGACCUUUUCUGGCCCAACUGUGGGUGUCCAGUAGCACGUGGGCCCAUGGCUCCUGGUUGGUUCUCCUUCACGGCUAAAUAUUCAAGGAGUGUGAAGAAUCAAUGAAAGUAAUUGUAAGUGAGAAUCCGUGAGUCCGUUGUGGGAUGAAUUUUUCACUUUCAAAUAUUUUGAUUGAGUGUUACACAUUCAAGUGAAUGAGUAAGUGAGAAUCCGUGGGUCCGUUGUGGAAUCAAUUUCUCCCUUUCAAAUAUUUUGAUUGAGUGUUACACAUUCAAGUGAAUGAGUAAUACUCACUCAAUAUUUGCUCAUUCUUCAUCGUUGGUAGGCCCACGGGGCUCCAAGAUGACAUGGCGCUGAUUCGUGAUGGAAAAGCUCACCUGUCCACCUGAUUUGGCAGUAGGGAUUGACAAAUUGGUAGUGGACACGACAGCUUCAGUAUCUUAUCCCGAUUCCCGAGCUCGUGUUCACAAAAGAAAUCGAUCCCGAUCUUCUAGUUGAGGUUUGCUACUUUAAUGAUUGAGAGACCCCGGGCUCGAUGGGCAAAUCAGUGUGAUCUGAUCGCAUCAAGCGGGGAUUCAGAAUUCUUAGUCAUGUGACGAUGGCGGAGGCAUGUUCUUUGCACUACAUAUGAAGCUUGAUAAUGAAUAUAUACUUGCUAGGUCUCAUAGUUAUUAUUAUAUCGAUCGACUUCUAGAAACUGUGUACGAUCUCUAUUAUUUUUGCGCAUGAAUGUUUUGUAUUAGGUCA
Messenger RNA from Punica granatum (pomegranate), 2025 nucleotides. The record is from RefSeq and is a predicted model, not a curated record. NCBI's taxonomy places the organism in Eukaryota, Viridiplantae, Streptophyta, Magnoliopsida, Myrtales, Lythraceae.